This is a messenger RNA of Penicillium antarcticum, 1356 nucleotides long. RefSeq names its product annexin. The record is from RefSeq and is a predicted model, not a curated record. The transcript is spliced from 2 exons. The coding region runs from base 1 to 1356 and encodes 451 amino acids. Lineage: Eukaryota; Fungi; Ascomycota; Eurotiomycetes; Eurotiales; Aspergillaceae. Gene Ontology annotation, cellular component: cytoplasm. Gene Ontology annotation, molecular function: calcium ion binding; calcium-dependent phospholipid binding.
AUGUCUUACUACCCUAACCAACCUCAAUACGGUGGAUAUCCUCAACAAGGACCUCCCCAGGGCCACCAUCAGCCUCCCCAUCCAAACCAGCAAUACGGCGCCCCGCCACAGGGUCACUACCCUCCUCCCCAACAAGGCCCCUAUCCCCCUCAGCAAGGACAUUACCCACCACCCCAACAGGGUCACUACGGAGCUCCCCCACAAGGAAGCCCAUACGGCGCACCCUCCCCUCAACCCCCAGCCGGAUACCACGCCCCAUCCCCGCAACCACCAUACGGCCAGGCACCACACGGCUAUGCCCCUCCCCAGAGCCAGCCACCACCCGGCGGUCCCGGUUUCGCGCAUGGCCAACCUCCAGUCGGAUACGGCGCACCACCAGCAGCCGGUGGAUUCCCGCCCCAAGGCAUGCCCUCGGCACCUUCAUUAGGCUACAUCCCGGGCCAAGUCGCACCAGGCGACUUCCGGCCCCAAUGCGACCAACUCCGCAAAGCGAUGAAGGGCUUCGGAACUGACGAAAAGGCCCUAAUUGCCGUCCUUGCCCGUCUCGAUCCCCUCCAGAUGGCCGCUGUCCGCGAUACAUACUCCAAGCACCUCGGUCGCGAUCUCUACAAGGACGUCAAGUCCGAGACGGGUGGUUACUUCGGCGACGGUCUUCUGGCCGUCCUUGACGGUCCGCUCCUGCACGAUGUCGAGUGUAUACAUCUCGCAAUUGACGGCGCAGGCACGAAGGAAUGGCUCCUCAAUGAUAUCCUCCUCGGUCGCUCAAACGCCGACAUGAACGCCAUCCGCACGGCCUACGAAAUGCGCUAUAAACGAUCCCUCUCAAAGGACGUCGAGAAUGACCUCUCCUUCAAGACGAGCGAUCUCUUCACUACUGUUAUCCGCGCGGCCCGCCAUGAGGAAUCAAUGCCUGUCAACCCGCAGGUUAUCGAGGCUGAUGUCCGUUCCCUGCAGGGUAAGAAGAAUAUUACGGAGACAUGUGCUAUCUUUGCUCGCGCUUCUAAUGCCGAGCUAAGGGCUAUCAAUCAGAAUUUCCAGUCGAGGUAUAAUAUUCCCCUGGAGAAACAGAUUGAGAAGGAGUACUCGGGUCAUAUGGAAGAUGCGUUGCUUGUUAUGCUGCGCUCUGCUACUGAUCCUGCUAUGCGUGAUGCUAUCUUGUUGGAGGAGUGUAUGCGUGGUAUGGGGACCAAGGAUGAGAAGCUCGUUAUUCGUGUUGUGCGUGUUCAUUGGGAUCGGAAUCAUAAGGAGAUGGUUAAGCGGGCGUAUCAGCAUCGCUUUGGGAAGAAUCUUGUGGAUCGGGUUCGCGGUGAGACUUCUGGGGAUUAUGGAAGAUUGAUGGUUGCUCUUCUUGAGUAG